CCCGAGGCGCCGGUGAGCGCGCCGCGGAGCCUGGUGUGGGGGCCCGGGCUGCGGGCGGGCGUCGUGCUGCCCGUCCGCUACUUCUACCUGCAGGCCGUGAACUCGCAGGGCCAGAACCUCACUCGCUCGCCCCCAGGAAGCCUGGAUAUUACACUCUUCACUUUACACCUCAGACACUGAGGCUCAGAGAAGCUAAAAUGUUUUGCCUGUGGCCCCACAGCCGUUAAGUGUCAGAGCCAAGAGGAGACACUGAUCCUCUUUCCAUUUAAUGAAACCUCCCGUAAUAUGGUUGUCGUGCAUCAGUUCUCGGUCAAACACUAUUCAAAGUAGUAAUCAAAUCUCUUUCACCUAAAGAGUUAGUCCGGAUUCACGUCCCCAAACCUUUGGACAGGAAUGAUGGGACAUUUUUGAUGCGAUAUAGGAUGUAUGAAACUGCCAGUGAAGGGCUGAAGAUAGAGGUCCUUUAUGGUGAUGAGCAUGUGGCUCAGUCUCCUUAUAUUUUGAAAGGACCAGUGUACCACGAGUACUGUGAGUGUCCAGAAGGGGAUCCUCAGGCCUGGCAGAAAACUCUUUCUUGUCCAACCAAGGAACCACAGAUUGCAAAGGAUUUUGCUUCCUUCCCCAGCAUCAAUCUCCAGCAGAUGCUGAAUGAAGUUCCAAAAAGGUUUGGGGAUGAGAGGGGUGCCAUUGUUCACUACACGAUUCUCAAUAACCGCAUCUACCGGAGAUCUUUAGGGAAGUACACAGACUUCAAAAUGUUCUCGGAUGAGAUUUUGCUGUCACUGGCAAGAAAGGUCCUUCUCCCCGAUUUAGAAUUUUAUAUUAAUCUUGGAGAUUGGCCUCUGGAGCAUCGGCAAGUCAAUGAAAUCCCGGGCCCUUUGCCUAUUAUUUCAUGGUGUGGCUCCCUGGAUUCACGGGACAUUAUCCUUCCAACGUAUGACAUCACCCACUCCACGCUCGAAGCAAUGAGGGGUGUCACCAAUGAUCUCCUCUCUAUUCAGGGAAAUACAGGGCCUUCCUGGAUCAACAAAACCGAGAAAGCUUUCUUCAGAGGUAGAGAUAGCCGAGAAGAGAGGCUCCAGUUGGUACAGCUCUCCAAGGAAAAUCCAGAGCUCCUAGAUGCAGGAAUUACAGGAUAUUUCUUUUUCCAAGAGAAAGAAAAGGAGCUUGGAAAAGCUAAAUUGACAGGUUUCUUUGAUUUCUUUAAGUACAAGUAUCAAGUGAAUGUGGAUGGGACCGUGGCGGCUUACAGAUAUCCAUACCUCAUGUUGGGUGACAGCUUGGUUUUGAAGCAGGACUCGAUGUAUUAUGAACAUUUCUAUAUGGCACUAACGCCUUGGAAACAUUAUGUUCCAAUUAAAAGAAAUCUUAGUGAUUUACUAGAGAAAGUUAAGUGGGCCAAGGAAAAUGAUGGAGAAGCCAGGAAGAUUGCAAAAGAAGGGCAGCUGGCCGCGAGGGAGCUGCUGCAGCCACACCGGCUCUUCUGCUACUAUUACGGAGUACUCCAGUUGCCUUCCAACAUGCAUUUCAGAAAUACGCGGAGCGCCAGUCCAGCAAACCGAAAAUACGUGAUGGGAUGGAGCUCGUUCCUCAGUCAGAUGAUAACGUGUCCCCGUGCCAGUGCCUCCGGGAAAGACCUUCCAGAGAAGAGCUUUAAGUCAGCUCCCAUCGACAGUCCUGCAAGUGCCAGCGACAGGUUGAAGGCAAGCCUUCAGACAGAGGCCGGGCUGCGGUGAAUGCAAUCGAGGAGACUCACGUGGACAGGCAGAGCAAGAUGAGAGCAAGUGUUACAGGUCUCUUUGAAUAUAAUUUUCCGUUGUGUAAAAACCUCCAUCAUCAACAUCACAGUUUCUCGAAACAGAAAACUUGCGGGUCACUGUGGACAGAGAGGCUUUGCCAGAAUAGAAAUCAUUCCCUGUGAAAUGAUUUCCACCAUAUUUCCUAGUUUGUUCACUUUUCCCUCUCCCUCUUCCAACUAUGAAGAAAAAAUGUUGGUGCAGGUUCCUCCCCUCUUAUUGAAUAAUUUCUCCUCCUACAAGCUGCUUUGGACAUUCCGUAAUAGCAAACCUCCUCUUGGAAGGUCUGAUAAGGAUAAUUAAGGAAGAAGAGCAUGGCUCCCUUGUUGAAGGUAGCUGGGAGACUGUGGAGGCCACAUUUUUAAAAAUUCACUCAUAUGUUUUUAGCUAAGUUUUAUCAAGGCCUGAGACAAAAUUAAGGAGAAAUUAUGCCAUAAACUAGAAAUUCCCAAUCUAUCAGGGUAGCACACCCAUCGAGGACAACACAAUUAUUAGUAGAUGAGAACAUUCUGUGGGUACUACCCAUUAUCUAUGUUGAAUAGAUGGAAGAUAACAAGAGUCAGGUGGAGCUCUCUACUACUUUGUUGAAUCCUAAAAGGGACACUUGAAAACAGGUGCCAGAAGCAGUAGGAAGCCUGGUACCUUCGGAAUUCACCAGUAAGCGGAUAAGAAAGGCAAGCAUCCUAACUGCACCCCUCCUCUGUUUCAGUGCAUUGCUGCAAGAAAAACUUUAGAAAUUUCCUUUGCUUUUUUGGACAGGGUCAAGACUUAAGACUUAUAACCCAGAAAUCCAUUACACACUCCUUGUAAAACCACUAAUCCAAGAUCCACUCUACUAAGGAGCACACUCCCAAAGCAAGAGUUAGCUAUACUCCCAGUCUAAAAAUAUUUACUCCCCUAAUUGAAAUAUUUACUUAAUCUGAAAAACAGUGUAACCACUUUAUAGUUGUCAUAUCCUUUCAUGAGGUCAAGAAGAACACAGAAUUGCAUAACUAGACGAGAGCAUAGAACAGUAUCAUCAAAACCAAGUAUUCAAGGGAAACACCCACCAACUGUUCAAAAGUACAAGGUCACGAGUACAAAAUAAAGGGCAGCUGUCCUAAGACCAUAUGCUAACGAAGCCAUGUCCUGCAUUUAUUGUAAAUGGAGUUUGGGGCUUGUCAAAACAAAUGACUGAAAGAAAAUUUGCCCUCCUGCCCACCAAACCAGGUUCUUCCUUGUGGCUGAUGGCAUCUUGUUAGAAACAUCUUAAAUUUUUAAAAUGCCCAUCACCUGCUGCCAAACAAGCCUGAUAGUUUAAAGUGAACUGAGCUACACCACAUAGUUCUGAGCAUGGAACAGGAAAAGGACGGUUUUAAGAAAUAAAGUGGAGUCCUCAAAAAAUUCCACAGGGGGGCGCCUGGGGUGGCUCAGUGGGUUAAGCGGCUGCCUUCGGCUCAGGUCAUGAACUCAGAGUCCUGGGAUCGAGUCCCGCAUCGGGCUCUCUGCUCAGCGGAGAGCCUGCCUGCCUCUCCAUCUACUUGUGAUUUCUCUCUGUCAAAUAAAUAAAUAAAAUCUUUAAAAAAAAAAAAAUUCCACAGGGAGUGAGCAGUCAAUCUAGAUAAUUUUCCAUCUGCCCAGCUCAGACAUAAUCUCUUAAAAAAAAUAGUUUUACAUGGCUUUCUGGUUUGUUCACACAAAUAACUUAAUAAAAUUGUUUUGCUAAAACCCUGAUUUUUUUCCCCUUUGAACUCACACAGUAUCUACAUAUUCCAUUAGUCGCUUUUAAUACUUCACUUGUCCUUUAAAAAAUCUGACUUUUAAAAGGAAGAGAGGGGUGUAAAGAUAUGCAGGUAAAUACAAUAAGUGCUUUUCUCUAAAUAAGCUGCCAGCAUGUUCAUUGCUGUAUUGCUUUUAUUAGUAAAAUAUUGGAAGCACCUUAAAUAGUUUUCAUGCGGGAACUAGCUAAAUAGUUAUUGAUAUAUAAAGGACUGCAGUACAACUAUUUUUUUAAAAGUAGCUCUAUAUGUACUAUCAUGAAAGAUUUCCAUUACAGUAUUCAGUGAAAAAAUUAAGUUACAGAACAACAUGUAUAAUGUGAUACCAUGAAUGUAAAAAACAAAAAUAUAUUUGUGUGCUUGAAAGUUUGGAAGGAUUUUAAUAAUAUCUGAGAAAGAGAUGGAUAGAAGGGAAUUACUUUUUGCUGUAUACCUGUCUAUAAUAUUUGUUUUUACUACAAGUAAGAGUCAUAUUGUAAAAUAAAGAAAAAUGUAAACCUAGGAAAAGACUCUAAAUGCACAAAAGAUAUACGUAAGAAAAUGGAUAUUUAUAUUUUCCAGUAUGCUUUUUAAAAUCUACUCUCUAGAAUUUUAUAUCAUGGGACAUAUUAUAUAUACUUUUUAAAUAAAGUAAAUUUUCUAAAUAAAA
Molecule: messenger RNA, 4202 nt
Organism: Mustela lutreola (European mink)
Lineage: Eukaryota; Metazoa; Chordata; Mammalia; Carnivora; Mustelidae
Gene: POGLUT3
Product: protein O-glucosyltransferase 3
Exons: 9
Coding region: 411-1736 (441 amino acids)
Cellular component (GO): endomembrane system
Molecular function (GO): protein binding; glucosyltransferase activity
Source: RefSeq, a predicted model, not a curated record